Lemur catta (Ring-tailed lemur) is the source of this 2042-nucleotide messenger RNA. RefSeq names its product WD repeat-containing protein 47-like. Gene Ontology annotation, molecular function: protein binding. The transcript is spliced from 5 exons. Bases 193 to 837 code for a protein of 214 amino acids. The record is from RefSeq and is a predicted model, not a curated record. NCBI's taxonomy places the organism in Eukaryota, Metazoa, Chordata, Mammalia, Primates, Lemuridae.
CAUGACACUCCUAAGCAGCCAGUGGUACGUUUUAAAAGGAAUAAACAUCAUAAAGGAUCCAUUUACUGUGUGGCCUGGAGCCCUUGUGGACAGUUAUUAGCAACAGGAUCAAAUGACAAAUACGUUAAAGUGCUGCCCUUCAAUGCAGAGACUUGUAAUGCAACAGUUUCAGGACCAGAUCUGGAGUUUAGUAUGCAUGAUGGGACAAUUAGAGACUUGGCCUUUAUGGAAGGCCCAGAAAGCGGUGGAGCUAUUUUUAUAAGUGCUGGAGCAGGGGAUUGUAACAUUUAUACAACAGAUUGUCAAAGAGGACAAGGCCUCCAUGCUUUGAGUGGACAUACUGGGCAUAUUUUAGCACUUUAUACCUGGAGUGGCUGGAUGAUUGCAUCUGGUUCCCAAGAUAAGACUGUUAGAUUCUGGGAUCUUCGAGUACCAAGCUGUGUUCGUGUUGUUGGCACAACAUUUCAUGGAACUGGCAGUGCCGUGGCAUCUGUAGCUGUAGAUCCCAGUGGCCGUCUUUUAGCCACAGGUCAAGAAGAUUCUAGCUGCAUGUUGGAUGACAUAAGAGGAGGAAGAAUGGUACAAAGUUAUCACCCUCAUUCCAGUGAUGUUCGCUCUGUUCGCUUCUCCCCUGGAGCUCACUACUUGCUAAUGGGCUCUUAUGAUAUGAAAAUAAAAGUGACAGACCUACAAGGGGACCUCACUAAGCAGCUUCCUAUCAUGGUGGUGGGGGAGCACAAGGACAAAGUGAUUCAGUGCAGAUGGCACACCCAAGAUCUUUCCUUCCUGUCGUCCUCUGCAGACAGAACUGUAACCCUCUGGACUUACAAUGGAUAGAGUACAACUCAUGUCAGUCUAUGCAGUGAAAGCACAGAGACUUAAGACUACUGACUUGUAAAAAUUACAAAUCUGAAGAACAUAGACUGUCCAGGAAAGUGGUUUAGCAUGAGGAGGCCCGCUUCUUCCCAUGUAUACUGUUGAGAGGUAUUGGGUGGUGUUAUUCUGCAGUGCUUUCAGUCUUCCUUGUGAGCUCGUGCUGCUGUGACCUGAUAUACGUAGUCUCGUUGCCAAAGUCUAUGCAAGAGCUCUUAUGUUGUUGGUGUGCACUCCAAGUUGAGGUGGAUGAUGUGUUUACGGUUUAGUAUUAAAUGCAUUCCUUGGUCUCUGCCUAAAUAACAGUUUUAUAUAAACAUUGAACUUCAACGAUAUUAUUACAUGUAAUGCAACCAGGUUCUAUCCAGAUUAAACAUAGGUGUUCAGAAAUUACUUUUACUCUUCUCACAAUCCCAUAUUGUUAUCACUUGUCUUCUAGAGGUCAGAAUUUUAUAUGCCACUCAAAAGUUACAUGGUUAUUUUCACUUGAGGAUCAUUAUGGAGUUUAAAGAUGAAUGGAAAACUGCUUCUUAGUUCAUUAAGGGUAUAGGCCUUUUCUUUUUUCUUAAACCCAGGGAUAUGAUUACUGUUUUGUCACACAAUUUUGUUUCAGGCUAAAAGGUAAAUGUGUUUGCUUCAGAAACUUGUUUUUCAAUUUUUUGAAUGCAACAAGAUACCUCCCUUCCAAACUGUACUGUAGAAGCAGAACUGCAGCAGUUAUGUGAUGCAACACUUGAUGGUACAGUAAAUUUAAUGUCUAGCAUUUUUCCUCUUAAAAAUUAAAAACUUUGUCAUAGACCAUAGCAUGGCUUGAAAUGCUAUGUCUGCAUGAUCAUUUAAAAUGGGAAAUUUAAACUUUGCACUCCGAAAGCUUAUUUGGGUUUUUUUUUUUUUUUGCACUGUUUUGUGUAAUGCAGAGUAAUGAUUUUAUUUCUAUGGCAUUGUAGAUCUUAACAUUUAUGUAUCUUUAUUUUCAUAUUGUACAGUAAUUUUACUUUAAAUUAUUAAAUAGGCUAUUUUAUUUAUUUCAAAUGCAGUUGUUUUGGUUCUAAUUGAACUGUCUGUGCACUGUAUGUAGCAAGCAUUUUCAAUCUAUUAUAUACAAGUAGAAAGGGUAUUAGAAGUGUAAUUGUGCUAUUAUUUCAAUAAAGACCUCUUGACACUUAAAA